Messenger RNA from Sclerotinia borealis F-4128, 582 nucleotides. NCBI's taxonomy places the organism in Eukaryota, Fungi, Ascomycota, Leotiomycetes, Helotiales, Sclerotiniaceae. The record is from the annotation of a GenBank genome assembly.
AUGUUCGUCCCAAAAGAUAGAAAGAAAGAAUACGGUACUCUCGGAUUUGCUUUUGGCAUCACUCGGGCUCUACAAACUCUUUGCCUUAUUCUCAUUCUCAUUCUAUCUGCAAUUUUCAUCGCAGAAAUAAACGCAGCCGAUACGGCUCCCCCAGGAGUUAUCAUUGCUACUCUCAGUAUUGUUGUUAUCACGAUCGUCUGUCUUGCCACCAUCUAUCUUCUCUACCUCGAUACGCAUCUUCACUUUCUCAUCGCUGCUGGACUCGACUCGGCGGCUCUUAUCGCCCUCAUCGUGGUCUCGAUAACCAUCGGCAAACCCCUUUCUUACCUCGACUGCCCUGCUCUCGCCAAUGUUGGAGUGACAUCAGCAUUCGUUGAUUCGGCUGUCGACAAUUUCUCUAAGGCUAAUUCUUAUUUCUGGCUCGGUGCAUCUAAGAGAUCAUGCUACGAAAUGAAAGCCAUUUGGGGGUUCAGCUUGGCACUCUGUGUCCUGUUCUUCUUCAGUGGCAUUAUUGAUGUUUGCUUAUGGAAAAUAGAGAAGAAGUUUGUUCCACAGAAGGAUGGCUUGUCUUACUCGGGUUGA